Molecule: messenger RNA, 954 nt
Organism: Hordeum vulgare subsp. vulgare (domesticated barley)
Lineage: Eukaryota; Viridiplantae; Streptophyta; Magnoliopsida; Poales; Poaceae
Exons: 5
Coding region: 31-726 (231 amino acids)
Source: RefSeq, a predicted model, not a curated record
CUCCCCAUCCCUCGAACUCGCGACUACCAAAUGUCGUCCCUUCCUCUUCCCCGCCACGCCCAAGCCCCCAACCCCAAGCUCCCGACCACCUCCGCCUGCCUCCUCCGCCCGCGCGGCCGUCUCCUGCUCGGGGAGAAUCUGUCGGCUUCCUCCCCGCAUGCUUCGAGCCUCCACCUCGCCUCCGUGGCCGCCCCCUCCCCGCGCGCCUCUGUCCGACGCCCAGGCGGCGGCGGCGGCCUCCUCCUCCUCUCCGUCGCUGCUUCCGCGGCUGCAAUAUCUGCCAGCUUCAUAUUCUUUUCGGCAAUUCCCUCCAUGUUGGAAUGUAAGAAGGCAGCAGAGUCUCUUGAAAAGUCAUUUGAUCUCACUAGAGAGAAGCUUCCUGAAACUAUGGCUUCAGUGAGACUAGUUGGAAAGGAGAUCGGUGACUUGAGUGUGGUUCUCAGCGACCUAAGUCAAGAAUUGACGAAGGUUGUGAGGAGUUCCUUGAGCAUUGUUCAUACAGCUGACGCUCAACUUCGCCAGCUGGCAACCUCAGCCCAACAAGGAACCACUCAGGGGGUAGCUAACCGGAAGAAAGCAGUAGGUGAGCCAUUGGUGGCUACUACCGUGAGAGAAGUCCGUGAGUUGAUUGCGGACAUCCGGUCAGGAUUUGGAGCAGCCUUCGGCAUCACCAGCCUUUUCAUGUGGGCAUCAAAAAUUUGGUCAAAGCGCCCUAAGGAAAACUGAGAGUGAGAUAACGCGAUGUUUCUGAAUUCAUCUCGUUAUUGCUGCUACCAGGUCACCACUCAUGAGGUCGAAAGAGAAGGAGAUCACAGCUACUGUCCUACUCCUACAUUGGGUGAACCCCCCUACCUAGCUUUGAUAUACUGAGAGAACUGAAUUGUGUAUGCUCAUCUGUUGUUGCUGCAUCAUAGUUCUUGAUACUGAACAGUUGGAUAUUUGUUUUGCUUGAAA